Messenger RNA from Diutina rugosa, 2199 nucleotides. RefSeq lists its product as uncharacterized. Gene Ontology annotation, biological process: transmembrane transport. The transcript has a single exon. Gene Ontology annotation, cellular component: membrane. The record is from RefSeq and is a predicted model, not a curated record. Gene Ontology annotation, molecular function: sulfate transmembrane transporter activity. The coding region runs from base 1 to 2199 and encodes 732 amino acids. NCBI's taxonomy places the organism in Eukaryota, Fungi, Ascomycota, Pichiomycetes, Serinales, Debaryomycetaceae.
AUGUCGCUGUCUCCGUCCCGUUCUCCACGAGAUCCCGUCCGCCGCGUACAACACCGAGUUCUGCUGAAUCUGCCGCUCCGCCAGGUUCGCCAAUCUAAUCAGCGCACACCUCUCAUCCCCACUCAAGGUCCGCUGGCGGUUCAUGGAGCCACGGAUGAAGAGGACUUGGUGCUGAUCAGCUACGCCCAACCACCACUUUACCACGCCACCACCAGUCUGCUGAUCCAGCAACUCACAUGGGGGGAGAUAUUACCCUACUAUCUUCCCUGUCUUCUGUGGAUCCCUCUGUACCUGUGGCUGUGCUUCUGGGGCGAUUUAAUUGGUGGGCUUACCCUCGUGUUCUUUCAGCUUCCGUUGGCACUUAGUUAUGCUACUACUUUGGCUAAGGUCCCCGUGCUACUGGGUCUUUACUCGUUAGCAAUCUCCCCCUUGAUCUACGUGGUAUUUGGAAGUGUACCACAGAUGGUGGUUGGGCCUGAAGCUCCCAUCUCUUUGGUAGUGGGUCAAGCAGUGGAGCCGCUAUUGCACCAUUCGAAAAAGGACCCACUCACGUUCGUUUGCGCCAUUACGUUCGUGCUGGGGGCUACAUUACUUGGGUUUGGCCUUGGCCGCUUUGGUUUCCUAGAUAACGUGUUACUGGCACUGCUUCUCAAAGGAUUCAUUUGUGGUGUGGGUAUCGUUAUGUGUAUCAACUCCACCGUGGUAAUGCUUGGCCUUGAAAAACUUUUGGAAGAAGUAUCGGAUGAUCCUAAUCAAAUGGAUAUUCACUCGCCCUUCUCGAAAUUGAUGUUCAUUUUCCAUUAUUGGAAGCAUUACAAAUCGCUUUCGCUCAAAAUUCUGGCAACUGGCUUCAUCAUUAUUAUGGUUAUUCGCUCCCUCAAGAAGCGGGCCGCUAAACUAGCUCGAAAACAUCCCAAGUACAAAUACGCCGUUUACUUCCCGGAAAUCAUGAUUGUGUUUGUGGCUGCAACUGUACUUUGUGGUCAUUACCGUUGGGAUAAGCAGGGAAUCAACAUUAUUGGGAAGGUUAAGAACCUGGAGCUGCUCACGCUUUUCAAUCCAUUGACUCGUGACGAGUUCAAAUUGGCAAGGCAACUCUCCACGCUGGGGUUCAUGUGCGCUAUGCUUGGUUUCUUCGAAAGUACCACUGCGUCAAAGCUGCUUGGCCUGACCUAUGAUUUGCCGAUUCUGUCUAACCGUGAAUUGGUUGCACUUGGAUUCAUUAAUCUUGUGAACCUGGUAUUCGGCGCAUUACCGGCCUUCGGUGGUUAUGGUCGACUGAAAAUCAACGCCAUCACUGCUAAAACAACCAUGCUGGCGGGUUUUAUGGGGCUUUUCACCUUCGUUGCUAUUGUGGGAUGCCUCAAAUAUUUCUACUUCGUCCCCGAAUGUAUUCUUCUGGUGAUUUCAGCGGUGAUUGGUAUUUCCCUCAUCGAAGAAGCCCCUUAUGAAGUGUACUUUCACGUCAUCAGUCGUGGGUGGCUGGAGAUCAUCACAUUCGCUCUCACAGUUAGCGUCACGCUUUUCUUCUCCAUGGAGGCUGGUAUCGCCAUUGGGCUCGUGUUCUCUCUCAUCAGAGUGAUCAAGCACCUGGCGAAACUGCGUAUUCAAAUUUUGGCACGAGAACCAGGCACCGAUCAAUAUACUGAUGCUGACAUCCCAACGUCGAUCUCGUUUUCUCCUGACUUUUUCAAUGACAGCAAUCUCACCCGGCUCAACAAACAAUUACUUGAAGAAGUCGAGGGUUGCAUGAUUGUCAAAAUUCCUGAGCCGCUUACCUUUACCAAUUGUCAAGAUCUUCGUGCCCGAUUGCGAAGAGUGGAGAAUUAUGGAUCUACUGUUGCACAUCCUGCUAGCCAUGCCUCUCGAACCGCUAAUGCUGUUCCCUAUAUCAUUUUCGAUCUUAAUGGCAUGACAAGUAUUGAUUCUCUGGCGGCACGAAUUCUUGUUGACUUGCUUGAAAGCUACACUACCCAGCGCCGCUACGUUUUCUUUGUUCGAGUUUCGUCUAAUCCUCGAGUUCGCCAGCGACUCGACGACAUUGGGGUUCCGCGGUAUUUGAACAACACUCUUUUCCAGCUUGGGUACUACCAGAAUUGGCCCGAUGAUGGGCAGGGAUUAAUCGAACUGCACACAGCGCCGUAUUUCUCCCACAUUUCCGAUGCAUUACUUGUUAUAGAUCAUUAUCAGCAGUCUUAA